AAAAACGGACAAGAUCUGUAACUGAAAUGGAAUACAACAUCACUGAACCGUUGCGCAAUAAUCAAAGCAUCACCGAAAACCUCAGAACAUGGCCGCUUUAUAUAUUGGUCUGGAUCUCUGUCACCUUUAUGUUCAUUUUCAUCUCGGGUGUUUCCGGUAAUCUUCUGGUGCUCUUCGUCAUCCUGAAAAACAAACACAUGAGGAAAUCUACCGAUUUAUUCAUUGCUAAUCUCAGCGUUGCUGACCUGUUGGUCCUUGUUGUUUGUAUGUCGGCCGCCAUGAUUGAGGUGUAUGCGAACGAAGUCUGGACGCUAGGAGAGGUUAUGUGUAAAACCGUGCCGUUCUUGGAGCACUUAGUAGAACACGCCUCGGCCAUGUCUAUUGUUGGCAUCAGCAUUGAACGCUAUUACGUCAUAUGUAAACCAUUUUACGCCCACAUCAGGUGGACCAGACGCCAGGUCAUUUUAUCAUUGGUCAGCGUGUGGGUGACCUCGGCGCUAGCCACUUCUCCUUUCUUGGUCAUCGCCGAGGAAACGACGUCAUUUUACGCAAAUGGCGACCGGAUAACCACCUGCAAUACUUCGAUCAAUACAGUCUGGAAGCGCGUGUACGUCAUAGUAACGACGUCUCUCUUCUUCUUUUUGCCCGUCUGUCUUCUCGUCUGCAUCUACAGCCCCAUCUGUUGGACCUUGGCAAAAGCAAACCGAAAGAAACUAGGAGGAUCAGAAACUUCACAGAGGUACUCCCUAAAAAAGAGAAAACAGGUAAUAAUAGUGAUUAUUGCUGUGACGGUUGUCUUCUUUGCCUGUUUAUUACCGUUCAGAGUCUUCUCACUGUGGGCAGUGUUUGGGAACACACUAGACAAGAAGAAGCUCUCUGUGGAUGGAUGGCUUAAUUUAACGUCAAUCGUCAGGGCGCUGUUUUACUUAAAUAGUGCCGUCAACCCAAUUUUGUAUAACACUUUUUCGUCCAAAUUUCGGAGAGCCUUUUCCAAAGCGGUUCGUGCGUGCCUCUGUGCACGAAAUCCGUUCAAACGGCAAACGACGCUAUCGACAGAUCCCAAUGACCGAUCAAUUGGCGAUCUGAAGGAAACUCCAAAGGACGAAUGUGACGGCCUCUCGGAAGGUCAUGCCAAGGGCAUGUCAAGGUCACAUAUUAAAAAUGAAUCUUUUUGA
This is a messenger RNA of Lingula anatina, 1175 nucleotides long. RefSeq names its product growth hormone secretagogue receptor type 1-like. Lineage: Eukaryota; Metazoa; Brachiopoda; Lingulata; Lingulida; Lingulidae. The record is from RefSeq and is a predicted model, not a curated record.